AUGGCCGUAUCAAAACUCCCGGACGCGGAAACAAUCAGCGCAAUCACCAAGCGAAGCAACUGGGCCAGCAGGAACCCCGGCGUGGUGCUGGUCUUCUGCAUCGUGUUCAUCGUCGGAUUCGGAAUCGUAUCGCUCUUCCUAUAUCGACAGUGGAUGGCAAGGAAGGCGAAGAAAGCAGCGGUGGAGGUCGAGCAGGUGUAA
This is a messenger RNA of Aspergillus melleus, 201 nucleotides long. RefSeq lists its product as uncharacterized. Lineage: Eukaryota; Fungi; Ascomycota; Eurotiomycetes; Eurotiales; Aspergillaceae. Bases 1 to 201 code for a protein of 66 amino acids. The record is from RefSeq and is a predicted model, not a curated record. The transcript has a single exon.